Molecule: messenger RNA, 4299 nt
Organism: Herpailurus yagouaroundi (jaguarundi)
Lineage: Eukaryota; Metazoa; Chordata; Mammalia; Carnivora; Felidae
Gene: TRMT1L
Product: tRNA methyltransferase 1L
Exons: 15
Coding region: 252-2462 (736 amino acids)
Biological process (GO): tRNA N2-guanine methylation
Cellular component (GO): nucleus
Molecular function (GO): RNA binding; tRNA (guanine) methyltransferase activity
Source: RefSeq, a predicted model, not a curated record
UGUGGUGGCGUCGUAACGCCUCGGGGAAAGGGAAGCGGACGGCACCGCGAAUUGCUGCCUCUGGCUUUUUAUUUUUCUGCUGACAGGAUUUGGUCACUGGUUCUUCAUCUUUUGUCUGUUGCACGCAUCCAGCCCUCCCCAUUUGCUUUCCCACUCCUUGGAUCCAGCCCUCUGGGCUUUCACGCCAGUUCUCUCACCCCGCCGUGAGCCCCUCCUGGUCCCCGGGCGGGCCUGGCACGGAGGCGGUAACUAUGGAGAAUAUGGCGGAGGAGGAGCUGCUACCCCAGGAGAAGGAGGAGGUGGAGGUGGCCCAGGUCCAGGUCCCGACCCCAGCUCCGGCCCCGGAUUCGGCCCCGGCCCCGGACUCGGCUCCGACUCCGGCCUCGGCUCCAGCCCCAGCCCCUGCCCUGGCCCAGGCUCCGGCCCUGUCCCCGUCCCUAGCCUCUGCCCCUGACGAGGCUGAAAGCAAGAGACACAUCUCAAUUCAAAGGCAGCUUGCUGAUCUAGAGAAGUUAGCUUUCGUAACUGAAGGGGAUUUUGACUCUGCCAGUUCGUUGAACUCAGAUAAUCUUGAUGCAGGAAACAAACAGUCUUGUCCAUUGUGCCCUAAGGAAAAAUUCAGAGCUUGUAAUAGCCAUAAGCUUCGUCGUCACCUUCAAAAUUUACACUGGAAAGUCUCGGUUGAAUUUGAAGGUUACAGGAUGUGCAUCUGUCACUUACCUUGUCGACCAGUGAAACCAAACAUUAUUGGAGAACAGAUAUCCAGUAAAAUGGGCGCCCAUUAUCAUUGUAUUAUUUGUUCAGCAACAAUCACCAGAAGGACUGAUAUGCUGGGACAUGUUAGGCGACAUGUGAAUAAAGGAGAGACGAAAUCCAAGUAUAUUGCUGCUUCUGCUGCUAAACCACCUAAUGAAAUUUUGAAAGAGGCAGACACAGAUGUACAAGUUUGUCCUAACUAUUCUAUACCUCAAAAAACAGAUUCCUAUUUUAAUCCCAAAAUGAAACUAAAUCGACAGCUAAUAUUUUGUACAUUGGCUGCUUUGGCCAAGGAACGAAAACCUUUGGAAUGUCUAGAUGCCUUUGGAGCCACUGGGAUAAUGGGAUUACAAUGGGCAAAACAUCUCGGAAAUGCAGUUAAGGUUACAAUUAAUGACUUGAAUGAGAACUCUGUGACACUGAUUCAGGAAAAUUGCCAUUUAAACAAGUUGAAAGUGGUGGUAGACAGUAAGGAAAAGGAAGAGAGUGAUGAUAUUCUUGAAGAAGGAGAAGAAAAUCUUGGUAACAUUAAGGUGACCAAAAUGGAUGCCAAUGUCCUAAUGCAUUUGAGAUCCUUUGAUUUCAUACACCUAGACCCUUUUGGAACAUCGGUAAACUAUCUAGAUUCUGCAUUCAGAAAUAUAAGAAACCUUGGCAUAGUGUCUGUGACUUCUACAGAUAUCAGUUCUUUAUAUGCCAAGGCACAACAUGUUGCCCGGCGUCACUAUGGCUGUAAUAUUGUCCGAACUGAGUAUUACAAGGAACUAGCAGCCAGAAUUGUUGUAGCUGCAGUGGCAAGAGCUGCAGCCCGUUGUAACAAAGGCAUUGAAGUACUGUUUGCAGUGGCUUUGGAACAUUUUGUGUUGGUUGUUGUGCGAGUUUUGAGGGGGCCUACUUCUGCAGAUGAAACAGCCAAGAAGAUUCAGUACCUGAUCCAUUGUCAGUGGUGUGAAGAGAGAAUUUUUCAGAAGGAUGGUAAUAUGGUAGAAGAAAACCCAUAUAGACAGCUGCCCUGUAACUGUCAUGGAAGCAUGCCUGGAAAGACAGCAAUAGAACUUGGACCUCUAUGGUCAAGUUCCCUUUUCAAUACUGGAUUCCUCAAAAGAAUGCUAUUUGAAUCUCUUCAUCAUGGUUUAGAUGACAUUCAGACCCUAAUAAAGACAUUAAUCUUUGAAUCAGAGUGUACUCCUCAAAGUCAGUUUUCAGUUCCUACGCCUUCAAAUCUCAAGCAAGAAGAAUGUGGUGUGUUUAUUAAAACUACAGAUGAUACCACACCAGAUAACUACAUUGCACAAGGAAAAAGAAAAGGUAAUGAAACAGUCACAACUUUAGCCAAAAGGCAAAAGACUGAUGUCAGUACUGAACAUCCUCCCUUUUAUUACAACAUCCACAGACACAGCAUUAAAGGAAUGAAUAUGCCAAAAACCUUUUUUUUUUCCUUUCCUUCCUGCAGGUUGAAAAAGUUUUUGUGCUAUCUUUCUCAAGCAGGCUUUCGAGUGAGCCGAACUCAUUUUGACCCAAUGGGUGUUCGUACAGAUGCACCUCUGAUGCAAUUUAAAUCGAUCCUUUUAAAGUACAGCACCCCUACAUACACGGGAGGACAGUCGGAGGGCCACGUCCAGCCAGCAUCCGAGGAUACAGUGGCUGACAGGGUUGAAAUGUCAAUGAACGACAAAGCAGAAGCCAGCAGUUGCAGAAGAUGGUAAAUGUAGUCAAGAGUUACUCCAGAUGUCUGUCUAGAUGGCCUGGUAGUUCUCUAUACCAACUGUAAUUCUUUUUCUAUUCUUUUAAUUCAGUGGUGUAAAAAUAAAAACCAGUGCUGUUUUCAUUCAGAAAAUUAGCAGUUUCUAACUUAGCUAGUUUGGGAGCUGUGCUUUCCAGUUUUUUCUUAUUGUAAAGAAAACUUAAAAUUUUAAUGAAAACAUUUCAUAUGAAGCCAGGUUUAUGACUGAGAUCACCCUACCAUUUAGUAACUCAGAAAACUUUCACUUGCAAAGUGUUUGGAAUUUUAUAUAUGUUAUGGAACCAUCCUUUACUGUUCUUAAUCACAUGUCUACUUAAACUGAUUCAUGUCUUUCUGUUUAAGCACACAAAAUGAAGCCAAAAGCCUUUUACGUAUUACCCUAAAUAGAACAAUGCCCUUUCAUGUCACUAACAUUAUUUCACAAUUACAGAGCUAAAAUGUGUUCCCAAUUUUCAGAAAUCAUACUUCUUUCCACAUUGAUCUUUUAAUUUAUUACUAGCUUUUGAGAAUUUAAACACUUGUCUGAGAUAGAAAUGUUUUUCUUUUAAGUUUAAGGUCAGGUGACUGAAGUCAGAGUAAGAGUUUGUCAAAGUAAAUUGAGACCAUUGUUCUAAUAGUUGUUCAUAAGCACCGAAAUUCUGGAGAGUUUUUGCUGUAAAUUAAAUUGGGUGAUCUCAAGUGCCUCAGUUAAUGCACGUACAAUAUUCCUUUGCUUGUUUGUGCUACCUCUCAGAAGUAAAACUUGCCACCUUAUGAACUUACAAAGUAAGGAUUUUUUGGGGGGGUGGUGGGAGACAGAUUUGCUUUGUUUUUGGGUGUGUGUAUGUGCUCAUUUUUUUGUAUAAGUAGCCCAGGCUAACAUGACUAUGAAAAUUAGUAGAAACUCCAUUAAUAAAUUUUGUUCUUGCUUCAUUUGAAUGUAAAAGUUUGGAUAACAGGAUUUGGUAUAAAAUUUAGAUUUUUGUCUCAAGGACUUAAUCCAUAUUUACCCUGAAUUAUUUUUUAGAGGAAGUAACUUUUUAUCUGAGCAUAAAGCUUGGGGGAUGGAGAAGAGUUAUAACUGAAAAGGUUUUAAAUACACUAUGGAAGAAAAAAAGCACACCCAUGACAUAUUUAAAGAUCCAGGGAGUGAGAUCAACAUAGUAGAUGAGCAGAAAUAAAAAAAAAUUCUUUGUGUUAUUAUAGCAUAGUCCUAGGAGGAUGUGUUUUCUCCCAUUAGUAGAAUCAUAUUUAAAUAAACGAACAGAUGAACUGCAAGUGAUAUACUAGAAUGACCCCCCAAAAAACCCUGUAACUUUUGCCAGUUAAAAUUAUUACAAAUGAGCACAAAAAGAAAUAAAAGUUAUUACUUUUUUGUUUAUAUACUUAAAAAUUACUAUAAAUCCACAAGGCAAACCAGCGCUUGGACCAUCUGUACAUAUUGUUAAAUUGAGUAUCCGUCUCAAAUCUUGCCAAAUGCUUAUCAGCAUGACAUAUUUUGAUCAGUGAUAACGUUGGGCUUUAUGCCAGGAGCCUAAUUUGAUAGAGAAAUAAUAUAUAAAUUACUGUUAUUUAAAAUAUAUGUUGUGUUUUAAUUUCACAUACACAGAUUUUCCAAAGAAAGGUGUGGUGAGAAGUAGUCAGGAACUCUGUUAAGGUAAUGUUAUCAACCUAAAGAGGAAAUACUUUUAAAAUUCCAAAUAAUGCUACAUUAGCGCCUUGUCCCCAUUAACUACUGUGGUAGUUUGGGGCAUGCAGAUGUUGAGUGCAUUGUAAAAUAGUAUCAGUUGUACUGCUCCAUUAAAUUUUGAUUAAUACAA